Diabrotica virgifera virgifera (western corn rootworm) is the source of this 1190-nucleotide messenger RNA. Its product is annotated as thymidine kinase 2, mitochondrial. The record is from RefSeq and is a predicted model, not a curated record. Gene Ontology annotation, cellular component: mitochondrion; cytoplasm. The transcript is spliced from 5 exons. The coding region runs from base 101 to 1027 and encodes 308 amino acids. NCBI's taxonomy places the organism in Eukaryota, Metazoa, Arthropoda, Insecta, Coleoptera, Chrysomelidae. Gene Ontology annotation, molecular function: deoxynucleoside kinase activity.
AGAGAGAAGAGCAGCUGUCAUGUUUGUGUUGCUAACUUCAUUGUGGUAGUGUAUUUUUUAAUAAAGUGGAACAAGAAAAAGUGAAAUUUCAAUUCAAUUCAUGGUUAGAAAAGUGCAUUAUUUUAAGAAGUUACCAUUACUUUUGAAGAGACUUACCGCUGGCUGUAGUUUGAAUUUAAGCAAGAUGGAGGGUGUCAUAACAACUAUAAGUGGUCAGAAGAGACCAGCUGCAAGCAUAGAUGCCUCACCUAACAAAAAGACAACUUUUGUUGGGAUUUCGCCCAUGAGAGAAUUGACAAAUGUCAAAACACCUGUAGAUAGACCUUUUAGAGUGUCUGUAGAAGGUAAUAUUGGAGCAGGAAAGUCCACACUAAUCAAAUAUUUUCAGAAUAUGCCUGGGAUUGAAACAUAUUUGGAACCUCUAGAAUGGUGGCGGAACGUGGAUGGACACAAUCUCUUAGACCUAAUGUAUUCAGAUGUUCACGAAUGGUUACGAGUUUUCCAGACCUAUGUGCAGCUUACUCGCCUUAAAAUCCAAACGUCCAAACCAAGCUCAUCAUCGACAACAGUACAAAUGUUCGAAAGAUCGAUACAGAAUAAUCGAUAUUGUUUUCUGGAGCAAGCUUACAGGAGCGGGUAUAUCCACGGUGCCGAUUAUGCUGUUAUAGAUCAGUGGUACAGGUGGAUAAGAGCCAAUGAAGAUAUUGCCUUAGAUUUGAUAGUAUAUCUUCGAAGUAGUCCUGAAACAGUUUAUGAACGAGUAAAAGCGAGGAAGAGACCUGAAGAAAACAGUCUUUCAUUGGAGUAUCUUAAGGAACUACACGACAGUCAUGAAAGGUGGCUAAUGUCUGACGACGAAAGAUUCAACACCAUUCCUGUAUUAGUAUUGGAUGCAGACAAGACGUUAGAUGAAAUUAUCGAACAGUAUAAACAAAAUGAAAACAAAAUAUUAGGAUACGAGAAGCGUAAGAGACAAAAAGUGGAAGCAGAGGAAAAGGCAAAAGUAAAAAAAACCCUAUUUGGAUAAUAAAAGCUAUUAAUAGAUUAGGAACAAAAAAUUAACACUUAUUUAGAAUUCCGACUACUUUAUAUGUAAAGAAGAAAUGUUGCGUUUUUGAGCGUACUACUUUUAGCCAAAGAUAAUUUUGUAAUUUAUAAGAAAGAUAAGUUGAAAUAUACUUUCAAUCUAA